CAUCGACUCCCAUAUGUUUCAAUUUUAAAUCCGACCUUAACCUAAAAGUUGACAUUCAAUACUUCAAAAAUGAUACGAAAUUGUGUUUUAUUAGAACGUUUGUCGAGAUUGAACUAUUUAAAUUUAGAGUGUUACAGAUGUAAACACAAUUCGGCUGUUGAGAAGCUAAGGGAAAGGCUUGCAAAUGGCCCAGACUUGUCAGACUUUAUUCAAGAAAAGGAGAAAAAUGAUAAAGAAGUUGACUGGAGUACAUACAAUGGACGAUUGAAACGUAACCAAGGAGACAGUACCAGAUUGAGAUUGCCACCUUGGCUGAAAACCGAAAUUCCACAAGGCAAAAAUUUCUCUCGCAUCAAGGAGCAGUUGAGAGACUUGAAUCUGCACACAGUAUGCGAAGAGGCCCGCUGCCCGAAUAUUGGUGAAUGCUGGGGAGGAGGCCAACAUGGAACAGCAACUGCUACCAUUAUGCUGCUGGGCGAUACAUGCACACGAGGCUGCCGCUUCUGUUCGAUCAAAACGUCGCGCGCGCCACCGCCACCCGAUCGCGACGAACCGACCAAGACUGCGGCAGCGAUCGUGUCGUGGGGCCUCGACUAUGUCGUGCUCACAUCCGUCGACCGUGACGACUUACCUGACGGAGGCGCGAGACAUUUCGCCGACACCGUGCAAGAGAUUAAGCGUCGCAACGCGCGCAUCCUGGUCGAGUGUCUGGUGCCUGACUUUGGCGGCAACGUCGACUGUGUGAAGACAAUCGUCGACUCCAAGCUGGAUGUGUACGCGCACAACGUGGAAACGGUGGAGGCGCUCACGCCCUUUGUCAGGGAUCAUCGUGCCAAGUAUUGGCAAACAAUGAAAGUGUUGAAAGCAGCCAAAGAGUACAACCCAGACCUCAUUACCAAGUCAUCAAUCAUGUUGGGUUUGGGAGAAACAGAUGAGGAAGUCCAUCAAACUAUGAAAGACUUACGUGAUCACGGCGUGGACUGCGUGACGUUGGGCCAAUACAUGCAGCCGACCAAGAAACACCUGAAAGUGGUCGAAUACGUGACCCCCGACAAAUUCAAGCACUGGGAAACCGUAGGCAACGAAUUGGGAUUUCUGUACACGGCCAGUGGACCACUGGUUCGUAGCUCCUACAAGGCUGGAGAGUUCUUCAUUUCCAGCAUUAUUAAGAACAGAAAAGCAAACAAAGCCUAGUUCAAAUAUUGGUAGUGAACGAAUUAUGUAAAUAAAUGGGUACUACUUAUUUACAAGAAUGCUUUAACAAGGUAUAAAAAGAGGGAAAUUAGUUGAUAUUGUAUAAAAUGUAGGUUACUGUUGAUAGAUGAAUAAUUCUACUUGUAUAGAUGGGGAAUCCGAUAUCACUAGCUGUCAAAUAUACAAAAUCAGUAGAAAUCAAUAUUUAGAAAUAUAUUUCACACCUAAGGAAGAGGUUCAUCAGCCUUUCCUCAACCAGUCAUUUCUUGUAAAUCACAUCCUUCUACCUUGAAUAUGAAGAACAAAAAUCUACUUGUAUUUUUUCUUUGGGGCCACUUUUAAUAUAAAUAUAUAAAUCUCAGUACCCUUUUAAUUUAUUUUUCGCCACACUGCACAGAAAGCAGCUGUUUUCCA
This is a messenger RNA of Nilaparvata lugens (brown planthopper), 1608 nucleotides long. Its product is annotated as lipoyl synthase, mitochondrial. The record is from RefSeq and is a predicted model, not a curated record. The transcript has 7 exons. Gene Ontology annotation, molecular function: lipoate synthase activity; 4 iron, 4 sulfur cluster binding. Lineage: Eukaryota; Metazoa; Arthropoda; Insecta; Hemiptera; Delphacidae. Gene Ontology annotation, biological process: lipoate biosynthetic process. Gene Ontology annotation, cellular component: mitochondrion. The coding region runs from base 70 to 1194 and encodes 374 amino acids.